Molecule: messenger RNA, 1791 nt
Organism: Eublepharis macularius
Lineage: Eukaryota; Metazoa; Chordata; Lepidosauria; Squamata; Eublepharidae
Product: craniofacial development protein 2-like
Exons: 1
Coding region: 304-1320 (338 amino acids)
Biological process (GO): chromatin remodeling
Cellular component (GO): nucleus
Molecular function (GO): catalytic activity
Source: RefSeq, a predicted model, not a curated record
UUUAAACUAUGUUCUUAUUUUUUCCCUUUACUUUACUUUACAACAUGAUCAUUACUUAAUGCUAUAAUACAAUCAACACGAUCAUUACUUAAUGCUAUAAUACAAUCAACAAUAUCUAAUUUCUCAGGUUCUUCGAGGUCCUCUAUAUUCUUGUAUUAAUCCAUAUAAUACAACUAAUUAUCAAAAAGGUAUAUGUACAGAGCCCCCUUAUCCCAUACCGGCUCAAAGUGCCAAGGGGGUGGCAACGUAUGACUUACCAUCUGUGGCUGUCGUACAGCUAAGAGUGUUGGGUUGGGGAAAGCAAUGGUGAACUACCCUGUAAAAACUUCACUGCGAAACUCUAUGGAUAAAUCUCAGCAAGCUACAAACAUGGUGCUGGAAGGUGGGACCCCCAGGCUGGACAGCAUCAAACGAGCUGGGGAUGAGCAAGGGACGAUCCGAAGUAACCAGACCAAUAUGUAUGACGCAAAAAGGACAAACCCGCAUGGGGGUCUGAUUGCUGAUAGGGUGACUGGUGGAAAUGAUCGCUUGCGCUGCACAGAAUCAUUCACUAUUGGAACAUGGAAUGUGAGAGGACUGAACAUUGGAAAAUUAGACAUUGUAAAAAAGGAAAUGGACAGAACUGGUGUCGACCUCAUGGGAGUCAGCGAACUGCAUUGGGUUGGUUCUGAGGAUUUCAACUCAGGUGAGCACGUUAUGUACUACUCGGGUAACAACAACGAAAGAAGAUGUGGUGUGGCCUUCAUCACCAAUAAGAAGCUAGCAAAGUGUGUUGAAAAUGUCAGGUACAUCAGUGACAGGGUAAUGAAAAUCUGCAUUAGAGGGAAACCUCUAAAUUUAACCAUUAUCCAAGUCUACGCUCCAACAGCAGAUGUAGAUGUGGUGGAUAUUGAGGAAUUCUAUGCGAAUGUCCAGAGCACACUCAACCAGACCCCCCAAAAUGACAUCAUUUACAUCAUUGGUGAUUUCAAUGCCAAAGUUGGCAAUGGGGAAGUCACAGGAGUUGUUGGCAGUCAUGGACUAGGAAAGCGGAAUGAAGCAGGUGACCAUCUUGUACUGUUUUGCCAAGAGAACAAAUUCCGGAUUGCCAACACUUUCUUCAUUCAACCAAAUCGCCGCCUAUAUACCUGGACAUCUCCAUGUGGUCAGCAUCGAAACCAAAUUGACUACAUCCUCUGUCAACAAAAGUGGAGAGGCUCGGUCCAAGCAGCAAAGACUCUCCCAGGUGAAGAUUGUGGAACAGACCAUCAGCUUCUUGCCGCCAAAAUCAGAGUAAGACUCAGCAAGAUCAAGAAACCAAUCAGAAAAAAAUCGAUGUGAGCAACAUUCUAAAACAGUACAACGUAGAGGUAAAGAACAAGUUUGACAUUCUCAACAUUGAAAAUGACCACCCAGAUGAACUGUGGAAGAAAAUCAAGGAUAUCAUCAUUGAAACUGCACAGGAGUAUGUGCCAUACAAGAAACAAAUCAAAACCCAACCAUGGCUCACAGACGAUACCAUCCAGAUUGCAGACAGGAGAAGAGCUUCCAAGGCUAUGGGUAAGAUGGAUGAGGCAAGGCGACUAAAUGCAGAAUUUCAAAGAGAAGCCCGGAAGGAUAAAAACAAACAUUUGAAUGCUCACUGCGCCAGUCUCGAAGAAGCAUACAAGAAUGGAUGCACCAAACAACUAUUUGCCACAGUGAAACAAAUAAAAAAGCCUUUUUCUACUCAUCAAGCAACCAUCAAGGGGCGAGAUGGAAUUGAGCUAAGUGACCAACAGGAUAUCAAAGAGCAAUGGCGAGAGUACACAG